Messenger RNA from Dunckerocampus dactyliophorus (ringed pipefish), 3799 nucleotides. RefSeq names its product Josephin domain containing 1 (gene josd1). NCBI's taxonomy places the organism in Eukaryota, Metazoa, Chordata, Actinopteri, Syngnathiformes, Syngnathidae. The transcript has 5 exons. Gene Ontology annotation, molecular function: cysteine-type deubiquitinase activity. Bases 513 to 1280 code for a protein of 255 amino acids. The record is from RefSeq and is a predicted model, not a curated record. Gene Ontology annotation, biological process: protein deubiquitination.
ACUGAGCAGACGCAGACUGCCACUUGGUGAAAAGUGGCAAAAGACAAAGGACACAACUGCCUUGUGAGAAGGAACAGAGUCCAGUCUCACUCCCCGGAGCAGUGUGCGACAUUUGGGUUUGUGACGGCAGCGACUUGCUUUUGGACAUCUCUGCUGAGGCAUCGGCCCUUUUACAGUGGAAGUUUGUCAGCCUGGUGAUGGAACAAAAAGCACAACUGUAAGCUAGAAGCAGCACAGAGGAUGAAGGAAGUCACUAUCAUCUCUGUGGUGGAGGUGUAAUCUUCAAUUCAAAGUCUGUUAUAUUUGGAGAAAGGUCUCGUCUUCCGUUUUCCCAUGCCCUGCCUAUGUCCCCUUUCCAAGAUAGACUGUGUCUCCCAAUUUAAACCCUCACCUCCCCUUCAAUCAUCUACAAACACAAAAGCUCCUCUCUUUCAAGCGGCUGAGAGGUUACCAUGGCGAUGGUUGUCAUGAUGCAGAUGUAGCUUCCUGAAGGUGGUGACGAACAACCUGGGAUGGGCAGCACUCCGUAUCCAGGCGGCGAGUGGAAGGGGAAGGGCAAAGGAAGCCUGCAGGAGCUGGGCUGCAUGCCUUGGAAGGUCAGCAAGCAGAAAGCUGGAGGAGGAGGUGGAGGGGAGGUGGUGAGAGCAGAAGAGCGAAGGUGCAGGGAUCCCCAGCAGGAGCUUUCAUCCUCCUCUUCUUCCCUCACCGUGCCACCACUUCCUCAAGCCUCGCUGACACGUCCGGCUAUUUACCACGAGAAGCAGCGGCGGGAGCUGUGCGCCCUGCACGCACUCAAUAACGUCUUCCAGGAUGGCUUGGCCUUUAGUAGGGACACCUUGCAGGAGAUCUACCAGAGGCUUUCUCCCAGCACUCUGGUGACGCCUCAUAAGAAGAGCAUGCUGGGAAACGGGAACUACGAUGUAAAUGUCAUCAUGGCCGCCCUGCAGACGCGAGGCUUUGAGGCAGUUUGGUGGGAUAAAAGAAGGGACGUCGGCAGCAUCGAGUUGUCCAACGUGACCGGCUUCAUUCUCAACGUUCCGUCCAAUCUUCGCUGGGGACCUCUGCAGCUGCCACUCAAACGCCAGCACUGGAUCGGGGUGAGAGAAGUCGCGGGGGUCUACUACAACCUGGACUCCAAGCUACGUGGCCCUCAACCAAUCGGUAGUCCAGAUGAGCUCAGGAAGUUCCUGCGCCAGCAGCUCCGAGGGAAGAACUGUGAACUUCUCUUAGUCGUGUCGGAUGAAGUGGAGGCGCAACAAACAUGGCGCUCUGACAGCUGAGGACUGAACCAGCCAAUCACAGCCUGCGGUUGAGAUUCAUUUCAGUGACGCACACAUCCAAUUGCAUACUGGUGGAAUUAUUGGGGGGUGGCAGGACUCUCCUGAUUGGAUGCAAAGCAAUGAAGGAAGCGAACACUUUCCAGGGAAGAUUAAUGAGUUAUUUACUUCAAAGAAGAUAUUAUUCAAUUUCUGCUAUUCUUGUGUUUUUAUACAACAUAUCCAGACUAUUUUUCUGUCACUUGUGAUCUGCUGGUUUUAUCUAUUUUUUGUCCUUUUUACUGUUCAAGUCUCCAAAGUCAUGGGAGUACUCUUGAAGAUCUUUUUGUUUGUUUGUUUUUUGUCUCUCCUUAAACGGAGGGAAUAGUUCAUUUGCCGUUCCUUCACGUUCACCAAAGCGUGCCCUUCUUCACUUUGUUGUGACAAUGUCUCACUCCUUGUUGUGGUUGUUUUGGCUUAUCAGAGGUCACUUUUUGUGUUACAUCCACUUCUUGGACACCACAGGCACAGAGUGAGAGCCUUUUACUGUACAAUCUUUCGGACGCAGCAGUUUACUGUGGCAACGCAGCAAUGCAACAAAUCCAAUAUUUCCUCUAGUGGAUGUUUGUGGUAGUUGCUGAAUCAUUUUUUUUUUUGCUUUUAUACUGUAGAGCACAUGUGUCAAACCCGUGUCCUGGAGGGCCGAGACGCUGCAGGUUUUCUCUCCAACCAGUUUCUUCAGCAGGUGAUUUAAUUGAUGAGCUCCUUCCCUCAAACUGAAGGUGUUGAUCAUUAAAAUCACCUGCUUUAGUGACCGGCUGGAAAGAAAACCUGCAGUGUCUCGGACCUCCAUGGCAUGAGUUUGACACCCCUGCUGUAGAGUGAUCAAGGAAAUACUGUAUAACUAUGGGGGCAAAUGUACAGCAAUGUCCAAAUGAUCCAAAACCAAACACACGUGGAACAUGAAAAUGCUGCAAUCACAGAACCGCUGCAGGAUGACAAACAAAUGCAAAAGAAUAAUCCCGUAGGUGCCAAAAACACACGCAAACCCCCAAACAGCAUGAGAGAAAUGCAGCAUGUUCACUGAACAAAGCAGGAGUUAUCCAGGCACUUGAGACUGAAUAUUGAACAGUAUUAUAGCGCAACCCAUUUUCACGAAUGCCAAAUGUUUAACAAAGACACGAAGAAAAAUGUACCUUGGUUCUGCCAAAUUUCUUCUGGACAUCCCGGUCGUUUUGGACCUCAUGCAGUUGUUUUAGGGGGUUGUAUGCGUUUUUGGCAUUUGCAGCACUUUUGCAAUGAUUUUUGAUCCUGCAGCAUUUAUGUGAUGUGAGCAUUUUUAAUAUGCAGCAUUUUCCUGUUGCGUUUGUUUUAAGUUGUUUGUGUGUUGUUGAUCCGGGAUCGUUUGGACGUUGCUGUUUGUUGCUACAGUACACUAUAAAAAUAUCACAUCAUUUCACCAAACGAUGACCGUAUUGCACACUUCAUUUUCAUGCACAAAACAAUCGCAGUGUAAAGUGUAUAAGCUAUGGGGUUUUUUUGGUAAUAGCAGUGUAUCAAAUGAGUCCGAGUUGUUGCUUGUAGCUUCAGUGAGUUCACCGUUCAGCGGUUUUCAACUCUUCAGGCAGAGAAUAAAAAGCCAAUUUAUCUUCAUCAGGUAGGUCCAAAUCGACCUUUUUGCGGAAUUUAAGUUGAGUCCACAGCCCUUAAAUCGCAGUGUUUGGCGUUUUCACAUUUCUUGUUCUGGAGCUUGUAUUUUCUCAGUUGCCCAUUAUGUUUCAAAACAGUAAAGUAUAUGUAUCUACAAUGGAUGCAUAUUAGCGCAUUGCACAGACAGGUUACUUGCAAUUGUGUUUUACGCCAUGAAUGUGCUGUUGUUGAUUUUAUUCAAUUACACAAUACAUACUAAGACUACAGUAUCUGACCAUUUGCACAAUCUCAUGAUAUCCAUACCUCUUUUUUUUUUUAACGUUCACAGUGGCGGAUGUCAUGGCGUUGUGCAAGUGGCGAUAAUGCCAACAUAAAUUGCGUAUGACAACGUAUAAAGAGUGGGAUUUCAUUUGAAACGCCUUCAUACUUUUAAGAAGUCAAAAGUUUCAGAAUAAGAAAAUACGACUUGGAUCUGAAGUCAUGUCAUGACUGCAUAUUUUCCGUACUACGCAUUGUUCUCAUCAAACAGGUAGUUAAUUAAAGUGACGGUUGCAGCAGUCACCUGUAGCUCUCUUAAAUCUGCACACGACGUUUGGGGGUGUGUCAUGUUCAACUAUAUAAUAUGGGCUGUAAUGUGCAGAAGUGGUUGUGGUGGGAACAAAAGAAAUUGGAUUUAGUGGGCUCGUGUGGUUGUAUUAUUGUGAAAUUAGCCUUAUGAGAGAUUCAGUGUUGUAGCUCUUGAGAUGUAUCAGCUGUUUCUAUUUACAUGUAUUGUCUUUUUUGUGACAAUAUCGGCCUUAAAUUGUUUACAUCAAAAGGUGCGUGGGCAGUUUCACACGUGUAUUCCAAAGCACUAAUGUAGACGAGCAGUCCAUUAAAGAUGUCUUCAGUGA